ACCGUGCAAUAUGGUUCCUAGGUUGUGAUUAUAAUCAUUUAAUCUCUUAUUUUUAUUAAUCAAAUCAGUAAGAUUUAUCAGGAUUUUUGUUUAUUUACAUUUAUUUUUAUUUAGAGUCAUAUAUUAAGUUUAUAUGAAUGAUACUUUAUUGGGAAAAAAUGCUUUAAAAAGUGACAAAUAGACCUGGGAAACGUAUUUUUGUGUUUGUUUAGUGAUGGCUAAUCAUUACGAAGUCCCAAACUGGGCUGGAAAGCCACCGGUAGGUUUGCACUUAGAUGUGUUGAAGAAUGACAAGUUGAUCCAGAAAUUGAUGGUUGAUGAGAAAAAAUGCUAUCUUUUUGGAAGAAAUCAACAAUUGAAUGACUUUUGUAUUGAUCACGCUUCAUGUUCUCGUGUUCAUGCUGCGUUGGUUUAUCACAAACAUCUAAAUCGAGCAUUUCUGGUGGAUCUAGGGAGCACACAUGGGACAUUUAUAGGAAGUAUGAGAUUAGAAGCACAGAAACCUACACAACUACCAAUAGAUAGUACAUUUCAUUUUGGUGCUUCUACUCGGUAUUAUAUUAUUAGAGAGAGACCACAAACUGGUGCAAGGACAAUAAUGGAAGAAUUGGAAAAAUCAUCUGAUGAUAUUGAUGCAGGUGGUUUAUUAGGAUUACCAGAGACUGAAACAGAGCUUGAUAAUUUGACGGAAUUCAAUACAGCUCACAAUCGAAGGAUAUCUAUGCUCGGAAUUACAGAUGAUGACGUCCAUAAAUCAAACAGAAAAAGAAAGAAAAAAGGAAUAACAUUCAAUGACGAUGAAGAAGUAAUAAAUCCUGAAGAUGUUGAUCCUUCUGUCGGAAGGUUUCGUAAUCUUGUUCAAACUACUGUUGUUCCUAGCAAACGAAUGAGAUUAGAAGGAGGACUUAUAUCUCUCUCAGAUGAUACAAACCACCAUUUGAAACAUCUUCAACCUACCCUAACUUCAAACCACUUAUAUCAUGAUCUACCUCCUGAACAAUUUACAAGUUCUUCAAUGAUCAGUAAUAAUCCUUUCUCAGCAGCUAUAACCUCAGUAACUUCUCGUCUCGGAAUUGCUUUACCUAAUCCAGCUCCUGAUGUCGAAAUGGCUCCGAAUCAAAUGCAAACCGAUGUGCCUCCAAUUCCUGAAAUUCCAGUACCUACAGAAUCACAUUCACUAGAACCGAAGAAGAAAAAAUACGCCAAAGAAGCGUGGCCAGGGAAAAAACCAUUACCAACUCUAUUAGUAUAAAUUUAAGGAUGCAAGAAUUUUACAUUUUUUCUCGAAAUGAAUUAACUGUAAAUGAAUCAUAUGUAAAUAUUAUCAUUUGAAUUUAAUAAUAAAAUAAUGCAUUAUUAUAACAGAA
Chelonus insularis is the source of this 1367-nucleotide messenger RNA. It is a transcript of the gene NiPp1, whose product is annotated as nuclear inhibitor of protein phosphatase 1. Gene Ontology annotation, molecular function: mRNA binding; protein binding; protein serine/threonine phosphatase inhibitor activity. Bases 215 to 1252 code for a protein of 345 amino acids. The transcript has 6 exons. Lineage: Eukaryota; Metazoa; Arthropoda; Insecta; Hymenoptera; Braconidae. The record is from RefSeq and is a predicted model, not a curated record. Gene Ontology annotation, cellular component: nuclear speck.